This is a messenger RNA of Branchiostoma floridae (Florida lancelet), 363 nucleotides long. RefSeq lists its product as uncharacterized. The transcript is spliced from 3 exons. The record is from RefSeq and is a predicted model, not a curated record. The coding region runs from base 1 to 363 and encodes 120 amino acids. Lineage: Eukaryota; Metazoa; Chordata; Leptocardii; Amphioxiformes; Branchiostomatidae.
AUGUACCAACCGGAUCUGGAUACACCAGCUCUCCGCUCCAGGGUACUGGACAUGUUCCCGUCCCCAGAGCAGCUGGCAACCAUGUUGUUUGACGUCAUGGAGGCCCUGGGCUGGAGGGAGACAUAUGUAGUGUACAAUAAGCAGUCCGAGUUCUACAGUUCAUUUAAAGCUCUACUCAACGAAGCAGGCUCCCGGAGACUCAGCAUGUGGGCCAAGGAAGUUCCGGUUGCCAUGGUUACAAAGAAGGACGAUGACGUACUGAACGCCGUGUUGUAUGACGUCAGCACUGCUGGACGAGAGAAUGUGGUUCUGAUGACGAGUGAUGAACUUGUGGGAGUCAUUCUGGACAAGAUUGUUACCUGA